Cladophialophora psammophila CBS 110553 is the source of this 999-nucleotide messenger RNA. RefSeq names its product YggS family pyridoxal phosphate enzyme. Lineage: Eukaryota; Fungi; Ascomycota; Eurotiomycetes; Chaetothyriales; Herpotrichiellaceae. The transcript has a single exon. Gene Ontology annotation, molecular function: pyridoxal phosphate binding. Gene Ontology annotation, cellular component: intracellular anatomical structure. The coding region runs from base 1 to 999 and encodes 332 amino acids. The record is from RefSeq and is a predicted model, not a curated record.
AUGAAUGCCUCAAACGAUACCACAGCCCAGUCCGCCGCCAGCAGCAGCACCAUCGUCACCGGCGAAACCCAAAACCAAAACGUCGACCCCUCCGACAUGAAAAUCACAGUCAACCCACAACGCGCAACGGCGCUCUGGCAAAACCUCUUGUCCGUCCAACAGCGCGUCCACAGCGCAUUGUGCUCUUCCUCAUCCUCCUCCCCGAGCUCGGCGGCGCCCGUUCGCGUCGUCGCUGUCUCAAAGCUGAAGCCGGCCUCUGACAUCCUCUUGCUGCAUCGCCCCCCACCACUCGAAAGUUCCUCCACCCAAGCAGCACAGCGCGGUCACGACCAUUUCGGCGAGAACUACGUCCAGGAACUGCUCGAGAAGUCACGGCUCCUGCCCAGGACAAUCAAGUGGCAUUUCAUCGGCGGGCUGCAGUCCAACAAGUGCGUGGGCCUGGCGCGGGACGUGGACAGCUUGUGGGCGGUGGAGAGCGUGGACAGCGAGAAGAAAGCAAUGCUCCUGAACAAAGGGCGUGGGGAGCGGAACGAACGACUGAAAAAGCAACACGGGCAGCAGAUAGCCGACGGGAACUCCCUCGAGGGCAAACUAAGGGUCUUCAUCCAAGUCAACACCUCCGGCGAAGACUCAAAGAGCGGCCUUUCCCCGAUCUCACCGGACCUCCUAUCCCUCGCCACCCUCAUCAUCCGCCAGUGCCCGAACCUACACCUCCAAGGCCUGAUGACGAUCGGCGCCAUCGCCCGUUCCAAGGCUACCACUCCAGAAACAGAGAACGAGGAUUUCAUCACCCUGCGCGCAACAAGGGACAAACUCGCCGCACAGCUAAGUCUGCAAGACACAGAAGAACUAGAGCUGAGUAUGGGCAUGUCGGAAGACUUUGAGAGUGCCGUACGAUUGGGGAGUCGUGAGGUGAGGGUAGGUAGUACGAUAUUCGGGGAGAGACCGCCCAAGAAGGGUGCCAAGGUGUUGGAGCAAACAGAGCAAGAGAAGAAAUAA